Orbicella faveolata is the source of this 5931-nucleotide messenger RNA. RefSeq lists its product as uncharacterized. Gene Ontology annotation, molecular function: protein binding. NCBI's taxonomy places the organism in Eukaryota, Metazoa, Cnidaria, Anthozoa, Scleractinia, Merulinidae. The record is from RefSeq and is a predicted model, not a curated record.
UUGAUUCACACGCUGUAAAGUCCAGACACGCUAUAAAGUAUUUUUGUGAUGAAUGGUGAAGUGAAUGAAGCAGCCUGAUUUCGCCUUCUUUAGUUUGAGCUGAACUACGUCAACAAAUCCUCCAUGAAGGCCACAGAAAAACGUAGUUUCAGACUCUUGAAAUGAAGGAAAUUGGAGCGACAAUGCAAUCCUCAAAGAAAACUUUGACCCAAUCCUAAUUAGAACGCGGUGAAUCGGAAGACUGGAACUAAAGUACACUGUAGUUGCACUUCGGUUCACUUCGGUUCACUUCGGUACUUAUCGGCAAAAAUCGGAAACGAACUGGGUCAGUAGUUCGGAAUUUGCUAAACCUCGUGACAGUCAACAUUAGAAAACUCGUGGCGGUUGUGUCCGUAAUAAAGGCCCCAUGACAAACUCGUGACAUACGUGAUGAAUCACGAUCAGAUUUUCUAAAAUAGAAGCAACUUUUUCUUGUCAAAUUUGUGUUAUGGAAUCUAUCUGUUUUAUAUUAUGAGAAACAAAAUAAACAUUUCAUCUAGACAACUGCCGUCAAAUUGAUCACAAGUAAGAACCAAUCAAACUGCGAGAUUAAUUUCACUUAUGACAGUCUCUUCUAUUAUCCGUGAUUAGAGCGAGAACGUUUUUUCAAGCCCCAGACUUCCACGUUAUGUAGGGGACUGUGUACGUUUUGGGUGAAUUUGAAGCGAAAGCUGCCUGUACUUCUUCAGUGUGUCGGAAAACGCAGAAAUUAACAAAGAAAUCGAGGAAUUUGAUUGAUAUAUAGCUACAAAAGAAUGGAAGGAGUCGAAGAGUACCUUGAAGCCUUAACCAUUGGUAUCUCUGUUGCGAUAUUUCUUCUGAACACCCAUAGAUAUGACAAAGCCAUUGGCUUGUUUAAAGAGUGCUUGGUGCUUUUGAACAGUGAUGGGAUGAAAACAAUGCAAGCGCUUUUAGAUGUACGAAAGCAACUAACAUUGAUAGUUUACAGUAGGCUUGGAACAGCGUAUUACUUUAUCAAUGACUUCACAAACGCCAUCGACUACUAUAACAAGGUUCUGACACUCGCUAAAGAGAUGAAAAACAAAAAAGGAGAGUGCACCAGUUACGGCAACCUUGGAAGUACCUAUCUUAAAGCUGGAGAGUACGAAAAGGCGAUUAAAUGUUCCGCUAAAGCGCUUGAGAUCAGUCAAGCCAUUGGGCACAAACGAGAGGAGAGCAUCAACAAUGGCAACCUGGGAAGCGUCUACCAAUGUCUCGGUGAUUAUCCCAGAUCUCUGGAAUAUCACAAAAGAUCGCUCGAAAUUAACAAAGAACUUAGGGACUUCGGAGGGGAGGCUCAAGACUAUAACAACAUUGGUGAUGUGCACAAGAGUCUUGGUGAGUCAGAGAAAGCCAUUGAAUUUUAUGAAAAAGCAAUUCUGUUGAGAGGCCGCAUAGGAGACCGACGCGGGGAAUGUCACAGUGCUGAUAGACUUGCAGGGUUUUGCUCGUCUAUUGGUAAAUUUAAAAAGGCUGAGCCUUAUCAGUUGAGAGCACUUGAAAUAAGCAGGGAAAGUGGAGACAGAACCGAACAACGAAGACACGAAAGUAACCUUGGCGUCCUGUACGAUUCCCUUGGAGAAUACACGAAAGCUAAAGAAUGCCACGAGAACGCACUUCAAAUGUCAAGGGAGUUCGGAGAUGUGAAACAAGAAGCUGUGUCCCUUGGUAAUUUAGGAUCUGCUUAUGCGCGUCUUGGCGACUUCUUGAAAGCUCUUGAAUGCCUUACGAAGGCCCUUGAAACAAGAACAAGAAUUGGAGACAAACAAGGAGAAGCCACGCACCUUGGAAAUCUUGGUACAGCUUACCACGCCAUUGGCCAAUAUGCCAAAGCUGCAGAGCAUCAGGAGAAAGCCCUUCAAAUCCAUCGCGACCUCAAGGACAAAAAAGGAGAAGGUGUGAAUUAUGGAAAUCUUGGCGUGAUCUUCCACUCUCAAGGCGAAUAUUUAAAAGCCAUAGAGUACCAUAACAUGGCACUUCAGAUCAGGAAAGAACUAGGGGACAAACAGAACGAAUGCGGUGACUACACCAACAUCGGUGCAGCUUAUCAAUCGCUGAGUGAUUAUUCCAAGGCCCUCGAGUAUCACGAGAAAGCACUGCAAAUCAGACGAGAAAUUGGAGAUCAGCCCGGUUUGGCCAAUAGCUACGGUAACCUUGGAAAUGUUUACCAUUGCCUUGGUGAACACAAGGAAGCUUUCAAGCGCUACGAAGAGGCUCUUGAGAUCAGUGUCAGGAUCGAAGACAGAUCGUCGGAGACAAUACUUUACGGGAAUAUUGGGGCAGAAUAUAAGGUUCUGGGUGACUAUGACAAGGCUCUGAUGUAUAUCGAGACGGCACUAGAGUCAGCUGUGGAACUGAACAUGAGGAAGGAAGAAGGCACCCAAUACCGAAGUCUUGCUGAUUUAUUUCGCCUCCAAGGUGAAUACACCAAAUCGAUAGAACACAGCAAGAAAGCACUUGAGAUCCAUUUGGAAAUUGGAGAUAAAUAUGGGGAAAGUGAUUGUUACGAAAACCUUGGAUCCGUGUAUGAAUCUGUUGGCGAUUAUACACUCGCAAUAGAAAAUCAUGAGAAAGCUCUUCAUAUUACCAAGGAAACAGAAGACAAGAAUGGUCAAGGCAUGGCUUGUGCGAAGUUAGGUCUUUGUCUGGCCUGGAAUGGAGAUAUUUCCAAAGCGUUGCACUAUCUGUCGGAAAGUAUUGACCUGUACGAAAGCGUCAGACGCCCUCUUGGCGAUAGUGAUCACUUCAAAGUCUCUUUCAGCGACAGAAACGCUUUCCCUUACAAGCUACUAGUUUGUCUUUUGUGUCAGUCGAAAGGAGACUUAAACAAAGCCUUGUAUACUGCGGAGCUAGGGCGUGCGAGAGGCCUAGCAGAUUUGAUGUCAAAGCAAUACCUCAUCCAGGAGGGUGGCCAGGGACAAGAAUUGAAGAUAUCCGAUAUUGAAACACUGCCGCUGAAGAAUGACUGCAGUGUUAUUUUUCUCUCCUACCACGUACACGAACUUUUCCUCUGGGUGGUGAAACCAGAUGGAUACAUUACAUUUAGGAAAGUACCAAGGGAUACUUUGGAAGCGGUUGCUCAACGUAUCAAAGGUGUGAAUGUCGAGGCCCUUUUUGAAUCCAUGGUAGAUGUGACAUACGCGCUGUACAAGUUUGGACGAGGCAUUGACUGCGAAGACAGAUCACUGUUGAUGUUCCAAGCGGGCCAAACAGAUGAGCGCAAAGAUAACCCGCAAACACGCCUUUUAGAGGAGGAUGACCAUGAUGAUGGUGACGCGGAGGUUUUGCUUGACAGUGCGAGCGAGACAACUAUGCGGAUGUGGUACAAAAUGAUAGUCGCCCCUGUUGAAGACAUCCUCGAUGGCUCCGAACUCAUCAUAGUCCCCGAGGGCUUGCUCUACAGAGUACCACUUGCAGCCUUAGAAGACAGCAGUGGAAAACAUCUUUCUGAAACAUAUAAGGUCCGAGUUAUUCCAUCUUUGACAACUCUAAAGCUAAUCCAAGCAAGUCCAACCAAUUACCACAGUGAGACUGGUGCUCUGAUUGUGGGAGACCCUGAUGUUGGAAUAGUCCGUUUACGCGGAAGGGAGGAAUAUGUUUCUCGACUAUCAUCUGCCAAAGAAGAAGCCGAGAUGAUUGGGCGAUUGCUGCAAAUUGAAUCCUCAAGAGUCUUGACGGGAAGACAAGCCACCAAGCAGGCCGUGCUGCAGGAAAUAAACUCAGUGAGUGUGAUCCACAUUGCGGCACAUGGGGAUGCGGAAAGAGGAGAAAUAUGUCUUUCACCAAUCUGCUAUGGAAAUAAAGUCCCUGAAAAGGAAGACUUCAUGUUGACCAUGUCUGAUGUGUCAAACGUGCAACUACGUGCUAAGCUGGUGGUGCUCAGCUGUUGUCACAGUGGAAGCGGCCAAAUUAAAGCAGAGGGAGUCGUUGGAAUUGCUCGAGCUUUCUUAGGAUCUGGUGCACGCUCAGUGUUGGUGACACUCUGGGCUGUUGAAGACCGAGCUACGUUGCAGUUCAUGAAGCAAUUCUAUGAACGUCUCGUUCUUGGUGAGAGUGCCAGUGAGUCACUUCAGAAUACUAUGAAGUGGAUGAGAGAAAGUAAAUGGUACUCAAAAGUGAGUCAGUGGGCACCGUUUGUUUUGGUGGGUGACGAUGUGACAUUGAAUUUUAAAAAAUGAAACUCCCAGUAGGCUGGAGAAUGGAACUUUGUCACCUUUUUAUUGUCAUUAAGUAAUUAUACAGUUGUCAACUAGUCAGCUUAACAUGAGACGAAAGGCUGAGAGGGCGACAGAUCACAGUUUGUUAUACGGGUUAGUCUGUCCACAGACAUUUUAUUAUCUUUUUGCGCGAGACAUUUUUCCUUCAGUACGAGCGCAAAGCAGCGGGCGAAAGAAAACACCAGCUCCACCCCUUACAUUUUGGCUCGUUGAUGAUAUCCCAUGCGUUUAACAGCGGAGCUCCGGCGGCUCGAAGGGCGGGCAAGCGGAGCUCCAUAACUAUAGGAACAGAACCACAUGCAUGCAUAGCAACAGAAAACCAUGUAACCCUUUUUUCAUGCUCAGCAUGGCUAGCGGCAUGGCCAAAUGUAUGUUCAUUAUAACGAGGUUUCGUUGUAACGAGGCUCUUUUCCAUUUCGUUCUCGUUUGAAUGGUGUGGAGUUUGUAGGGUGCCAGUGUAUGAACUGUAUUUUCUAACUUAAAUUUUUAAUAUUACGGCCUCGGACUGGUUGCUCUUAGGAAUAUUUUAUAUCUUAAUUCUGAAUUUAUCUUAGCGAAUAUAGUAGUUCUAGGUAGUAAUGUUAUUGUAGAUAGUCGUGCGUCUUUGUCAUGAGCCCUUGGCUCGGGAUUUUGGGCAACCACUCCUUACGUUUACGACUUAAAAUAAAGUUUCCUUACCUUACCUUACGUUAUUCUUUACUAUUACUAGGGCCAGGAAAAUCGUUCGUUAUCCCGAGAACGUCGUCAUAUAGAGGUUCGUUAAAUUGAGGUUCCACUGUAUGUGCCUGACUAAAAAAUUUUAACCGAGCGAUCAGUAGAUCAUACCUAACUCCCAUCACUUCCUAAUUUUAAACUUCUUCAGCACUGGUUUGUUGACAUUAAUUAAGCGUCCACGCGAUUGUAAAUGUAACUUAGAGCUUCGAAUAGUCUAUCCAAACAAAUUUAUAUUUUUGCAGUUCUAAAUAAACUUUUUCUUUAUACAGAAGACUAUUACUUUUCUUGUCAACAACAUAACAACAAGGUAUCUUCCACAGGAAAAUAUCGUUUGGAACCGCGAGCAAUGGGAAAUAUCUCAUUUCCGCGGUGACUCCAGCUCAAAACGCUUUUAUCCGGCUCUAUCACACCAAAAACAUUUAUUUUCACUCUGUCAGCAAGCGCACAUUUCUGCGUUUAAAUAUUUCCAUGUUAUAAAAAAUGUCCUCACGUUUACAUCACGCAUGCAGAAAGAAUCCUUUGCAAAUCUUCGCGGCUGUCACCACGAAAAGACCUGGUUCUUGUCCAUGUACGUUCGAUAGCUCUAUUGUAGAAGAAAACCAAAUGCUGGGGGUUUGCAAUUUUCUCAAGAAGUCGGCCGAGUGGGAGCCUGGUUCUGGGCACCGACAUAAAGAAAAAACCUCGAGCGAAGCAAGAACCGCGCUCGACCCAUGGUCGCGCGGUUUACCGUCAAACCAAGUGAAGCUAAGUGUACCCCUCAAUAUUACAUAACUAACUGAUUAUUUGAAUAUUGAACCCGUUAACCGUAUUCUGAAUACAGCUAACGGGUUCAAUAUUCAAGUAGUCUAUUCAUUAAUGUUAUCUUGGCGGGUACGCUUUACUUGCUUUGACUGUAAUUAGGUUUCAGUAUCAAUCUUUAAAUAGAUCGCUUUCUGUUUGCUUUUUUGAUGUAAUAGACCGU